Messenger RNA from Pyrenophora tritici-repentis Pt-1C-BFP, 204 nucleotides. NCBI's taxonomy places the organism in Eukaryota, Fungi, Ascomycota, Dothideomycetes, Pleosporales, Pleosporaceae. The record is from RefSeq and is a predicted model, not a curated record.
AUGGCUGAACCUUCGCCGAGCAACACGGUGCAAGACAUCGACAUCGACCCUGCGCUCAUGAAUGGCAUGACACAACAAGCGCCCGCAGAACAGCCUUCCACAGACGUAGAAAUGGCAGACUCACAAGACAUGGACGUAACAAGCAGCAUGGUUGGCCUGUCACGAGCACGCCUGUGUCGGAUAAUGAGGAGCCCGAAAUCCUGA